Messenger RNA from Chara braunii, 2509 nucleotides. The record is from the annotation of a GenBank genome assembly. NCBI's taxonomy places the organism in Eukaryota, Viridiplantae, Streptophyta, Charophyceae, Charales, Characeae.
AUGCUUUGUGCUGUCCAUCGUGUUUCAGAUGCCAUGAAUGAAUACUUUCAAUGUAGUAGAACAUAAAUUUUACGUCAGCUACCCAAUAAUAAAUCAGAAAAAAAAACAACCCAUAUUACCCAUAUUACCCAUAUUACCCAUGUGUCGAGACAUGAAUGGAAACAUCCUUGACUUUGUCGAGCAUAGCAAACACAUUGGUCCCGAUUACAGCCGCGGCGGCGGGGUGGGGAUGGCUGGCGGUCCUUUUGGCUGUCGGAGGACUUAUUCUGCUGUACAGAUCAACAAGCAAAGAUCCUGGUUACAUCAAGAGCAUUCGAAGUAGUCCCGAGGAACUGAAAGAUGCAGAGGAACCUCUCGUAGCAAGAAGAGGGCUAGACUCCCCUGCACUAUGGGCAGGACAGUGGUCGCAGCUGUGCCCAACUUGCAAGACACUGGCGAUGGGUCUUGGCGCCAUCAUCACGAUUCAACGGCUAUGGCAGGAUCACUCAGCGCCAUCGGCAGCAGGUCCCUGGAUUCGACAUGUGAGCUUCUCUCAUGCAGAUGCGUUAGUCUUCUUGGUGGUCGAUGUCUUUGUACUCUGCAGUGUCGCAACACUGGCUACGAUGCAAGGCUUCCAGAUUGCGCGGAACAUCACAACGAACGAGAUGGCGAACCAGCACAGGUACACGUACCUGCGGGGACCAGAUGGUCGCUUCUUGAAUCCGUUCGACCGUGGUUGUAGUAAAAAUUGCGGAGAUUUCUUGCUGCACGGCGUCACCGAGGAUGUGAUGGUCUCCUGGCUGCCGCGGAACAAUAUGUUGGUCCCGCAUAUCCAAAGGGACCUUGGUUCCAAAGAAGGUAUUGGAGGGGUCGGUGGAGCGUCGGCUAUGAGCAACGGGGGACCCUGUGCAGGCGGUUCCGGGGGUGCAAACCAUGGCCAUAGCCAUGCACAUGGACUUACGCAUGGGCACAGUGCAUCCGUGCCGAUGGGUUUGGCUGUGGGCAUCAUGCGGAAUUCGUAUUCGAAAUUGGGUCGCACGUCUUAACGAACCAGUGUGAGUAAUUCUGUCCACGAACAUGAAGCAUGCGCUUCGUUUAUGUACGUUCACACUACAGCCUUGGAUGUACAAGUACGUUUUCUGGCCGCACGAUGUGUCUGUGUAAUUAGGGCUUGUAAAGAAAAGGCAGGGGUUGGGUAAAUCGGAGAGGGGACGGGAAAGAGAGAGAGAGGUUGUGGUGUGGAUGCAGGCAGGGCAGCAGAGGUAAAUGAACUCGAGGGGAGAAAACGGCAGACCGGAAGCCUCGGCUGAGGGUGGAGAAGUGAAAUCGAGGAGAGGAGAGGAGAGGAGGUUUGCCAAAGACUGUGUCCGCGUAGGUAUCGGGUCCCGCAGUCCUAGGUGUGACCAGGAAUGCACGGCACCUGCCAGACAAACGAAGGACGAGGCAACACAGGAGGUCUAGGGAAGGGCGGCGCAAAGAAGAGCGUAAGGUUGAUGGGGAGCUCAAUAGGAGGGCAGGACGAGGGGCAUGAUGUUGGUGCAUGAAAAGGGGCAGGAGGUGGGGCUGUUUCGCAGCGAUGCAAAGGAGAGAGAGAGAGAGAGAGAGAGAGAGAGAGAGAGAGAGAGAGAGAGAGAGAGAGAGAAGGUAUGGGCUGCUCCGCUGCCAUGUGCCAUGCAUUUCCACCGUCACGGCAGCGCAACCGACGACCUGGUCGAGGCAAGCUUCUCGUUCAUCUCACACACACAAGUUUCCUCUUUGUGUUUCUGACCUCUCCCACCUAGCCGAUGGGUCUCGCGUGGUCCUAAGCAUUUCAGCUUCUUCCCAUCGAAAAGUUGGUGGGCAGGUGAUGCAAAUUGAUACUUCAUCGCUGGCCUGUGAUCGUCGAUGCAUCCCCCCGUUUGUUGAUGUUGAAUGUGGACCCUAUGGAAGGAAAAGGGAGUUCAUACAUAUCACACUUCGAUGCAUGCAACGAAUCUGGCGCAAUGCUUGUAUUCACGUGCGGCUGGUGGGAUGGAGACUGCCAACUGCCGUCACCGGUCACACGAGGAGUGUGCAUUCCUAGUGCCUGCUAGUGGAAACCCGAUGAAUGCGCCUAGCGGACACCCUAGGAGCGAACGUGGGCUGGUUGUAACAGUGCGAGUCUUCUGCUUAUUCCAAACUUGUUGUGACUUAGUGGUACGGUGGAUUGGGUACUAGAGUGCGCCCUGGUCUUCGCUCGGGGAUAUAUUUUGUCAACGGAGGGCAACACCCUUAGCGCGAAGACGAUGGCGGAAGAAGUAGAUGAGAGAACCCACAUGGUAGAAAGACGGGCCCAGCGGGCACUGUGGUCUCCAAAAAGAGCUUUUGAAUAGCGGAGCUUGGGGCAGGCAGGAGCGGCGAGAAGGAGAAAGUGAUCGCACUAGUCGUCGUAUCUGUUUUAAAGAAGUGGCUGCGGUGAGAAAUUGUUCUUCUUCAUGGGCUUAUUUUGUCUGUUUUUUUUUUUUUUUUUUUUUUUUUUUUUAAUACCAAGAAAUAAAUUUUGCCAGAGUAU